AUCUCCUUUUACACCAAUAGGAGUUGCGUGUACUAGCGUCCAUUUUGUUUACAUUGCAAAGCUCGUACCGGGUAUCGUUCUAGGACAACUGCUAGUUUCGAUUUAUUACUUGUAAGCUUGAUUAACGAUUUAAAUAUGAGCACGCCAAAAAAUUCAGAAGGUGCUCCACAGCCUUCAAAAAUAAGGAAAGUUGAUACAUCACUGGCAGACGACUCUUUCUCCCGAGAGUAUGACGUGGCCACCCAGAAAGCCCUGGAAGACAUUGACAUUUGCCAAAAUGAAAUUGAUCAGCUCAUUGAAAAAGCCAGUGAGGAAAUACUUAAGGUGGAACAGAAAUACAAUCAAUUGAGAAAACCAUUUUUUGAGAAGAGAAGUGACAUUAUCAAGAAAAUCCCAAACUUUUGGGUCACAUCUUUUGUGAACCAUCCACUGAUCUCCAAUAUUCUAGAUGAAGAAGAGGAGGAAUGCCUGCAUCAUCUCACCAAAUUAGAUGUUGAAGAAUUUGAUGAUAUAAAAAGUGGAUACAGAAUUAAUUUCUAUUUUGAUACCAAUCCUUACUUCAGCAAUGAUGUCCUCACCAAAGAAUUUCAUCUUGGUUCAUCAGGCGAUCCGACCUCUCAAUCAACAACUAUCAAUUGGAAAGAAGGUCAUAAUUUAUUGAGCAAAUUUGAGGAGCAGCUGCAGAAAAAUGGGGGCAGUUCAGCAAGCUCCAGCAGAGGCAAGAAGAGGCCUCUGGAGACCCGCUCCUUCUUCAGGUGGUUUACAGACCAUGGCGAUCCUUCCUCUGACGACAUUGCUGAGGUUAUCAAGGACGACAUUUGGCCAAAUCCUCUUCACUAUUUCCUGGUGCCUGACAUCGAAGUGGAGAACGGCGACGAGGAGGAGGAUGACGGCGAGGAUGGUGAAGAUGAGGAAGAAGGCAUAGAGGAAGAUGAUGACGAGGAAGAGGAGGAAGAAGAAGAUGACGAUGAAGAAGAGAACGCGCGUGCUGCUGAGCAAGAUGACGCAGGUGGUGAAAAGGAAGAUGAGGGCGACGCCAACGAAGCCAAUAGCAAGACUUGAAGAUUGUGGCCGCUGUUUUCUAAGUUUAAGGCUUCUCUGUGUCCCAUUACAGCUCGUAUUAUAAACCUUCACCGCCAGACUUGUUAACAGUGCUGGUAGGUAGAGCAUCAUAAAAUUGCUCGAUUGGUCUUUUGGCGGUACAGGUCAAAACAGGCUCGUCAUAUGUUAUGAUAACUUGGCAUGUUGUGAGUGCGACAGAACGGUAUGAUUUUCAUGUUCCGAGCCUUAUUUGUUUAGAAUUCAUCAAGGAAGCAGAAUUUAUGAAUUUCGUUUUGAAGCAAGUUAUUUUCGAAUUCAAUUAUUUUCUGUACCAUCCGCAUCACGCAAACGCUUUUUUAUCCAUUUGGACUAAUUGUUUCAGCAGUUGAAGACGUAAAUUCUCUUUGAAUUUUCCCUCGUGCUAAUGCUGACUUAUGUUUGGGACUUGUGUAUUUGUACAUCAAGAAUGCUACUGAAUUGUGAUGUUCAUGUUUAUCAUUUACCGUUCGCCCUUAUCAGUCUUGUCAGCCUGGCACAAAACGUUUGCUUGUCUCGGGAAAAAGAAUGAAAUUAGUAGCAAUAUUGAAACGGCUCGAGUGAGGGAUGAAGUCAAAUUAACUGCAUAUUGUCUCAUGGAGGUCAAUGUUGUUCAUCAAACAAUCCUUUAUGAAAAGCUUGAUAGAAUUGUUUCUUAGAUUCCAAGGUGGGAGCGUAAAACAUUUUAUGUGUUCAUGCGCGAGAUUUUGAGGUUAGCGGUUUUAUUUUCACACUAGCCGAAAUUGUUCACUGCUCUGAACUUGUUAGUAACGUCUUUGAAUCGAAUCUUUUUUAAAGAAGCUAGCUUUAGAGAUCGGACUUCUACGUCACUAAGUUUCACGCCAAUGUUUAAAGGCCAUAAGCUUUCAACGUUGACCCUCGUUCUCUACUUUUUAUUUCAGACAUUUUUUGUAGCUACUGUUCAGACGAGCGACCUUGUUUCAGGAAUCUACUGUGAACAGAUGAAAAGACUUAUCGACUCCAUUUGAAUUUCCGUCAGUAACUCUUGAUUUUGCGAGCUGUUUUUGAUAAUCUGAAUGGAUGUACUCGAAGGAAUACAAUUUUUAUUUGCCA
Messenger RNA from Hyalella azteca, 2151 nucleotides. RefSeq names its product protein SET (gene Set). The transcript has 5 exons. Gene Ontology annotation, molecular function: chromatin binding; histone binding. Bases 136 to 1062 code for a protein of 308 amino acids. The record is from RefSeq and is a predicted model, not a curated record. Gene Ontology annotation, cellular component: chromatin; nucleus. Gene Ontology annotation, biological process: nucleosome assembly. Lineage: Eukaryota; Metazoa; Arthropoda; Malacostraca; Amphipoda; Hyalellidae.